AUGGUCCUGGUGCUGCAGCACAUCCUCAUUGCCGUUGUCCAAUUCCUCAGGCGGGGCCAGCAGGUCUUCCUGAAGCCGGACGAAGAGCCGCCACCGCCGCCGCCGCCGCCGCAGCAGCCUUGCGCCGACACCCUGCAGGAAGCCCUGCUGAGUUUGGGCUCUGUCAUUGAUGUCUCUAGUCUUCACGAUGUCAUCAAAGAAGCCAUCUCUGCUGUGCUCCCCAAAGUGGAAACUGUCUACACUUACCUGCUUGAUGGAGAAUCCCAGCUGGUGUGUACAGACCCCCCACAUGAUCUACCCCAGGAGGGGAAAGUUCGAGAUGCCGUCCAGGCCUGGGAGCGGCUGAGCUGCAGUGGGCUGGGCCCCUCAGACUUGCCAGAGAAAGCAUUGACGGGGCUGACUGCCCCGCUGGCUGCUGACAGACAAGUGCUGGUAGUCCCAUUGGUGGACAAGGAAGCUGGAGGCGUUGUGGCCACCAUCCUGGUACACUGUGCACAACUCAGUGAAGGGGAUGAGCAGAGCCUUCAGGCCAUAGAGAAGCACACGCUAGUGGCCCUGAAGAGGCUUCGGACCCUGCAGCAGCGUCAGCCCCGACCCCAGACAGUGCCAGAGCCCUCUUCCCCGCCCACCUCGCUGGCCCGGCCAGAUGGGGCCGUGCCUAUUGGGACAGGUGGCUACAGCGACCUGGACAGUCGGAUUCUGCAGUUGUGUGGGGAACUCUAUGACCUGGAUGCCUCUUCCCUUCAGCUCAAAGUACUCCAUUAUUUGCAGCAGGAGACUGAGUCCUCAACCUGCUGCCUCCUCCUUGUUUCAGAGGAUAACCUUCAGCUCUCCUGCCAGGUCAUCGGAGACAAAGUGCUUGGAGAAGAAGUCAGUUUUCCAAUGACAGUGGGGUGCCUGGGCCAAGUGGUGAAGAACAAGGAAUCCAUCACACUGAAGGACCUUACAUCAGGAGAGGUGACACAGCUGCAGAGCCUCGUGGGAUGUGAGCUGCAGUCCAUGCUCUGUGUCCCUGUCAUCAGCCGGGCUACAAAUCAGGUGGUGGCCUUAGCCUGCGCUUUCAACAAGCAGGGAGGAGAGACGUACACAGACUGGGAUGAGCACAAGAUACUCCACUGUUUCUGCUACACAGCUACCGUCCUUACCAGCACCCUGGCCUUCCAGAAAGAACAGAAGCUCAAGUGUGAGUGCCAGGCUCUUCUCCAAGUGGCAAAGAACCUCUUCACACACUUGGAUGAUGUCUCUGUCCUGCUCCAAGAAAUCAUCACAGAAGCCCGGAACCUCAGCAAUGCCGAGAUCUGCUCCGUGUUCCUCUUGGAUCAGAAUGAGCUGGUGGCCAAGGUGUUUGAUGGUGGUGUUGUGGAUGAUGAGACCUAUGAGAUACGAAUCCCUGCAGACCAGGGGAUUGCAGGUCACGUGGCCACCACGGGUCAGAUCCUGAACAUCCCGGAUGCCUAUGCACAUCCCCUGUUCUACCGAGGUGUGGACGACAGCACAGGCUUCCGCACACGCAACAUCCUGUGCUUCCCCAUCAAGAACGAAAACCAAGAGGUCAUCGGUGUGGCUGAGCUGGUGAACAAGAUCAAUGGCCCUUGGUUCAGCAAGUUUGAUGAGGACCUGGCCACAGCCUUUUCCAUCUACUGCGGCAUCAGCAUCGCUCAUUCUCUUCUAUACAAGAAAGUGAAUGAAGCCCAGUAUCGGAGCCACUUGGCCAAUGAGAUGAUGAUGUAUCACAUGAAGGUCUCAGAUGAUGAAUAUGACAAACUCCUCGGAGGUGGGAUCCAGCCGGUCUCAGCCAUUGACUCCAACUUUGCCAGCUUCACCUACACCCCACGCUCUCUUCCUGAGGAUGAUACCUCCAUGGCCAUCCUGAGUAUGCUCCAGGACAUGAACUUUAUCAACAACUACAAGAUUGACCGACAGACACUGGUCCGGUUCUGCCUGAUGGUGAAGAAGGGCUACCGAGACCCCCCCUAUCAUAACUGGAUGCACGCCUUCUCCGUCUCCCACUUUUGCUACCUGCUCUGUAAGAACCUGGAGCUGUCCAAAUAUCUGGAUGACAUCGAGAUCUUUGCCUUGUUCGUCUCCUGUAUGUGCCAUGACCUGGACCACAGAGGCACCAACAACUCCUUCCAGGUGGCUUCGAAAUCCGUGCUGGCCGCGUUGUACAGCUCUGAAGGCUCCGUCAUGGAGAGACACCACUUUGCUCAGGCGAUUGCCAUCCUCAACACCCAAGGUUGCAACAUCUUUGAUCACUUCUCCCGCAAGGACUACCAGCGGAUGCUGGAUCUGAUGAGAGACAUUAUCUUGGCUACUGACCUAGCCCACCAUCUGCGCAUCUUCAAAGACCUUCAGAAGAUGGCUGAAGUGGGUUAUGACCCAAAGAAUAAACAACACCACAGCCUUCUGCUCUGCCUGCUCAUGACCUCCUGUGACCUCUCAGACCAGACCAAGGGCUGGAAGACCACGCGGAAGAUUGCAGAGCUGAUCUACAAGGAGUUCUUCUCACAGGGAGACCUGGAGAAGGCCAUGGGUAACCGGCCCAUGGAGAUGAUGGACCGAGAGAAGGCUUAUAUCCCUGAGCUCCAGAUCAGCUUCAUGGAGCACAUUGCCAUGCCAAUCUACAAGCUGCUGCAGGAGUUGUUUCCCAGAGCUGCGGAACUGUAUGAGCGAGUGGCCACCAAUCGGGAACAGUGGACCAAGGUGUCACAUAAGUUCACUAUUCGAGGCCUGCCCAGCAACAACUCUCUGGACUUCCUGGAUGAGGAAUAUGACAUUCAGGAGCCGAGUGAUGAUGGUGACAAGGUCAAUGGGUGCUGCAAGUUGGAUGCGGAAGAGUGAGACUCUCCCCUUCCCUGUGGGAGCAGGGAAGGGAGGAGCAAGAGAAAGGACAUUCCUGCCUCCCCUCCCCCUUCCCCCCCAACCCAGAGACCCCUUUUUAAAAUUCGUCCUUAGCUUCUGGCUUGGACGAUCAUGUUUAUUUAAAAUAUUCUAGAUGCCGUCUCCUCUGCCCCCACCCCCAGCCAGGAACUGAGGGGACCUUGGGGGCGACAUGGCAUCAGCGCUUGGUAUCCCUCUCUCUGGGGGAGUCUUGGAUCCCAUUUUCCCCUCUGGCUGGAUCUUUCUCCAGACUCACUCACAAUUCACCUUAUCCCUCGGGGCAGCCUGGGUGAUUUCUCCAAACAUUACCUGAUUAGUUCUAUUGGCUUGGGGCCCCUCCUGGAUCUCUGGGGAUUUGAGAGGGAGUGCUGUGGUCAUUACGGAUCUGACCUUGCAAGGGCUGAGUGAGCCAUGGUGGAGGGGUGAGGAGUCAGGAAAAGAAGAGGAAGGAAUCAAGUUUAUUAUCGACUUGGGAGGUGUCAGGGAAAAAUCAGGAGGAUGGAGCCGAUCCUCCAGUCCAGCUCCCUUAUUUUAUGGAAGAGGAAACGGAGGUUCAGAGUGGGGAAGGAACUUGUCCAAAAGUCACAAGGUGGUUAAGUGGCAGAAUUGGGAUUUGAACCCAGGUCCCCUGAUUCUCAGGUCCAGGUUCUUUCUGCUGUACCAUGCUUUGUCCCAUACAUGGGAUGACUAGCACGAAUGCUAUAGAGCUUAGUGCUCUGAGGGUUACAGAGCACUUUCGGCACCACCACCCUAUGAGGCAGGUAGUGCAAGUACAAUUAUCCCCUUUCUAUAGAUGAAGAGACUGAGGCCCAUCAAAGUUAAGUGACUUGCCCAGGGCUCCUCAGCAAGUAAAUACCAGAGGGAGGAUCUGAGCCCAGAUUUCUCCUGACUCUGAGUUUCCAGGGCACCAUACUUCCUCUUGUGAAGACAGGGUAUGGGGUCUCAGACCUCCUCCUCCACUCAUCCUUAGUCAUGUCUUUUGAUAGCUCUGACGCUGCUCUACCAAGGCAGCUCUCUGAACUUGCGCCCUGCCCCAAAGUUCAGGGGAGAAGCCCAGCCAUCCCCAAGGAGGAGGCCAGUAGCUCCUUCCACCCCCCAGGCUCAGGGUGUGAAAGCAGAGCCAGCCCAUUCCCCACUGCCCAGGGAAAACAAGGGAGGCAAUUUGUCAUGGCUAGUACAAAUUGGAGUGGAGGAUUGAGAGCCCUCCUUCUCCUCUCUGCUCCCCCUCCAAAGGGCUUUCAACUGGGCAGCAGCCAGAGAGACAAUGUGAUUUCUAAUAGUGGGAAGGACGUUGGAUGGGGAGUGAAGUGAUGGAUUCUAUCAUUGACUGGCUGCCCGGCCUUGCCUCUCUGGGUUUCAUAGGAUCAUGGGAUCGUAGAUUUAGAGGCAGAUGCUUCCUUAUCUAUAAAAUGAGGUAGUGGUGGGUGGGAAGAGGACUGGACUUGGUGACCUCCAAGGUUAUGGCCACAUUUCUGUGGCCUUGUGGAGACCCAGGAGUGAGGCCUCAUCACACUUUGACAACUUUCCCAGAGAGAGCCACAGGCCCUAGUGGAUCCCGGGGACCAGGGCACAUCCCCAUCACACCAGGACUUCUUAGACUUCUAAGUACAGGCCCCGGCCAGUGAGCAGCAGCCCUGGGCCCUCUGACCCCUCUCCACUUCCAUCCCCCGGACAAAUCAUCAGCUUCUCAGGCUUGGGAUCUCCAUCCCUUUCUUGCAGCCAUCCAGAGAGAGGGACCCAGUCCUUGAGCCCCUCUGGGCCUUGCUGCAUAUCUGUGGCUUCAGCCACAGCUGGGACUGGACUCUCCUCUAUCCUGAAGGCCAUAUACACCCCCUUCCCCCUCCCCCUCUGGCCACUGCCCAAGGUCUUGGGGAGAUGCCAUAGGAAACAAGGAUUCGGCACUCCUGUCCCUAUCCCGUUUCUCUCUUUUUCUGUCUUGUCUCUGUCAGUGUCUCUGAGUGGGUGUUGUUUGGGCUGGGGCAGAG
Molecule: messenger RNA, 4865 nt
Organism: Vombatus ursinus (common wombat)
Lineage: Eukaryota; Metazoa; Chordata; Mammalia; Diprotodontia; Vombatidae
Gene: PDE2A
Product: phosphodiesterase 2A
Exons: 30
Coding region: 1-2841 (946 amino acids)
Biological process (GO): positive regulation of gene expression; cGMP catabolic process; negative regulation of receptor guanylyl cyclase signaling pathway
Cellular component (GO): synaptic membrane; mitochondrial inner membrane; nucleus
Molecular function (GO): 3',5'-cyclic-AMP phosphodiesterase activity; protein homodimerization activity; 3',5'-cGMP-stimulated cyclic-nucleotide phosphodiesterase activity
Source: RefSeq, a predicted model, not a curated record